This is a messenger RNA of Hibiscus syriacus, 547 nucleotides long. RefSeq names its product vacuolar protein sorting-associated protein 55 homolog. Lineage: Eukaryota; Viridiplantae; Streptophyta; Magnoliopsida; Malvales; Malvaceae. Gene Ontology annotation, cellular component: endosome. The record is from RefSeq and is a predicted model, not a curated record. Bases 127 to 546 code for a protein of 139 amino acids. The transcript is spliced from 4 exons. Gene Ontology annotation, biological process: late endosome to vacuole transport via multivesicular body sorting pathway.
ACUGCAAAAUAUGAUUUCCAAUAUAUAUUUGCAGGUAGAUUAUGACUUGUUAGUGUUGGAUGAAAGUGAUCUAACUUGAGAAAACAUUCAUUUCAGGUGUUUUCUAUGAGGUGAGAGACAAGUUGGAUGAUGGCAGACUUACAAGGUUAUCCAAGCACCUGCUUGCACACCGGGGAACUUGCACUGUUGGCAAUUCUAGUUUCAGGAGGAAUUGUAUUGCAAAUCUUGGCAUGUGCUCUGUACAAUAAUUGGUGGCCAAUGCUGACUGUAAUAAUGUAUGUGCUUCUUCCAAUGCCUUUGCUGUUCUUUACGGGCUCUUAUGCUUCUCUUUUAUCUGAAUCCGACAACGGUUGGGUCAAUGCAACGAAAUUCUUGACCGGAGCUUCGGCAAUUGGAAGCAUUGCUAUACCGGCUAUCCUAAAACAUGCUGGAAUUAUCGGUUGGGGCGCACUGGCAAUGGAACUCUCAUCUUAUUUCAUAUUUGUUCUAGCCAUAAUGUGUUGUAUUCGAAUGAAUGAUGACGAUGAUUAUUACAGAUUCCUCUGAA